Chaetomium globosum CBS 148.51 is the source of this 720-nucleotide messenger RNA. RefSeq lists its product as uncharacterized. The transcript has 3 exons. The record is from RefSeq and is a predicted model, not a curated record. Bases 1 to 720 code for a protein of 239 amino acids. NCBI's taxonomy places the organism in Eukaryota, Fungi, Ascomycota, Sordariomycetes, Sordariales, Chaetomiaceae.
AUGCACACUACUUUCGGCCAGUUCCUCGUCGCCAGCGUGAUCGCCGCGUCGGCGGUCUCGUCACUCUCCUUUGCUCCGACCGGCAAUGAGGUGGCUCGCCUUGUGAUUCCCGCCUUGGCCUUGGCAGCUCCCGCUUAUGGUCUGCCUACCCUCCAGGCUCGCUCUCCUCACCACCAAGGAGGCGGCGGAGGCAGGGGCAAGGGCAACGGCCGCAACGGCGCCCGGGACCUGACCGAUGAUGAUGAUGAUGAUGAUGAUGAUGACGAGCCCGAGCUCGAGUCCCGUUCGCCCCACCACCAGGGCGGUGGCGGCGGCGGCCGAGGCAAGGGCAACGGCAGGAACAACGCCCGUGACGUUGAGACGCGUGAGCCCCAUCACCAGGGUGGUGGUGGAGGUGGGCGUGGCAACGGCAAUGGCAGGAACAACGCUCGGGAUGUUGAACUCGAGACUCGUGAGCCUCACCACCAGGGCGGUGGAGGUGGAAACCGAGGCAAUGGCAACGGCAAUGGUAGGAACAACGCCCGUGAUGUUGAGGAGCUAGAGACUCGCGAGCCGCACCACCAAGGAGGUAACGGUGGAAACCGGGGAAACGGUAACAACCAGAACGGUGGUCGGGACCUUGAAGGGCUUGAGAUUCGCGAGCCUCACCACCAGGGCGGAGGUGGCAACAGAGGCAACGGCAACGGCAACGGCAACGGCAACGGCAGGGGUAACAACUAA